Molecule: messenger RNA, 2502 nt
Organism: Candoia aspera
Lineage: Eukaryota; Metazoa; Chordata; Lepidosauria; Squamata; Candoiidae
Gene: DPYSL2
Product: dihydropyrimidinase like 2
Exons: 14
Coding region: 16-2028 (670 amino acids)
Cellular component (GO): cytoplasm
Molecular function (GO): hydrolase activity, acting on carbon-nitrogen (but not peptide) bonds
Source: RefSeq, a predicted model, not a curated record
GCCCCGUGGCGAGCCAUGGCCGAGAAGAAGCAGGCGGCCAAACCCGGCGGCGGCGAGCCGGAGGAGGAGGUCCCCGCCUUCUUCAAAAAUCUGGGCUCCGGCAGCCCCAAGCCCCGGCAGAAAUUCUGUGGCAUGUUCUGCCCGGUGGAAGGCUCCCUGGAGAACAAGACCAUCGAUUUCGACUCCCUGGCCGGGGGACGCGGAUCCCCGACGGGCAAGAUCGUGGCCAAGCAGCGGGACGUGGCUCACCUCGGACCCGAGGCUUCCUCCGUCAGCUCGUGGCAAGGCAGGAAGGUGGAGAUCCGGAGGGCCACCGGCAAGGAGGCUUUGCAGAACCUGAACGACAAGAGUGAUCGCCUUUUGAUCAAGGGGGGCAAAAUAGUCAAUGAUGACCAGUCCUUCUACGCAGACAUUUAUAUGGAAGAUGGGUUGAUAAAACAAAUAGGGGAGAAUCUAAUUGUGCCAGGAGGAGUAAAAACCAUUGAGGCUCAUGGACGAAUGGUGAUCCCUGGAGGAAUUGAUGUCCAUUCUCGUUUCCAAAUGCCUGACCAAGGAAUGACCUCUUCUGAUGACUUCUUCCAAGGAACAAAAGCAGCCCUAGCUGGAGGCACCACUAUGAUAAUUGAUCAUGUUGUUCCUGAGCCAGGCACCAGUUUGAUUUCUGCAUUUGAUCAGUGGCGAGAAUGGGCAGACAGCAAGUCCUGCUGUGAUUACUCACUGCAUGUGGAUAUCACAGAGUGGCAUAAAGGGGUUCAGGAGGAGAUGGAAGCCUUGGUUAAGGAUCACGGAGUCAAUUCCUUCUUGGUGUAUAUGGCUUUCAAGGACCAUUUUCAGCUAACAGAUUCUCAGAUUUAUGAGGUCCUGAGUGUAAUCCGUGACAUUGGUGCAAUAGCUCAAGUCCAUGCUGAGAAUGGGGACAUCAUUGCAGAGGAGCAACAAAGGAUCUUGGAACUGGGAAUCACUGGCCCUGAAGGACAUGUUCUGAGCAGGCCUGAAGAAGUGGAGGCUGAAGCUGUGAACCGGGCUAUAACCAUUGCUAACCAAACCAACUGCCCCUUAUACAUCACCAAGGUGAUGAGCAAAAGUGCAGCUGAAGUCAUUGCCUUGGCCAGGAAGAAGGGCACUGUGGUGUAUGGGGAGCCCAUUGCAGCAAGCUUGGGCACCGACGGAUCUCAUUACUGGAGUAAAAACUGGGCCAAAGCAGCUGCUUUUGUCACUUCUCCACCACUGAGUCCUGACCCAACUACUCCGGACUUCCUCAAUUCUCUGCUGUCUUGUGGAGAUCUUCAGGUUACUGGCAGUGGCCACUGUACUUUCAAUACUGCCCAGAAAGCUGUUGGGAAGGACAAUUUUACUUUGAUCCCACAAGGAACCAAUGGAACUGAGGAAAGGAUGUCCAUCAUCUGGGAUAAAGCUGUGGUUACUGGCAAAAUGGACGAGAACCAGUUUGUUGCUGUAACUAGCACCGCAGCAGCCAAGAUCUUCAACCUGUAUCCACGGAAGGGGCGCAUUGCAGUGGGAUCUGAUGCUGACCUGGUAAUCUGGGAUCCUGACAGCGUCAAGACAAUCUCAGCCAAGACACAUAGCAUAAAUGUGGAGUAUAAUAUCUUUGAAGGCAUGGAGUGUCGUGGGUCUCCCUUAGUGGUCAUCAGCCAAGGAAAAAUUGUGCUGGAGGAUGGCAACCUCCAUGUGACUGAGGGGUCUGGCCGAUACAUUGCCAGGAAACCCUUCCCUGACUUUGUUUACAAACGUAUCAAAGCAAGAAGCAGGCUGGCUGAAUUGAGGGGCGUCCCACGCGGUUUAUACGACGGCCCUGUUUGUGAGGUAUCGGUGACACCAAAAACAGUCACACCAGCUUCGUCAGCCAAGACUUCCCCAGCGAAACAGCAGGCUCCACCUGUGAGGAACUUGCACCAGUCUGGAUUUAGCUUGUCGGGUGCACAAAUCGAUGAUAAUAUCCCACGGCGUACUACGCAGCGCAUAGUUGCACCACCUGGUGGCCGCGCCAACAUCACCAGCUUGGGUUAAAAACAAAAUGGGGGGAGAAAAAGUCCACUUAGCAGAUGGUGGGAGAGGGUGGGGCACUUGAAAAGACCUUUUUUAAAAAAUUCUUUUAGAGCCUGUGAUGGUUACUGCGGGAAAGCAGCGGAUAAGGCCUUGUUGAGGCCGUAGUCUCUCUCUUACCUCCCUUCCUUUUAUUGUUAACAUUUCCCACCUCAUCUCUUCACAAAACCUGCUCACUUCUCCCUUCCUCCACAUUUGGGAGCAGACACCCUCCACCCCUUUUCCAUUUUUGAAAGAGAUAAGCAUUGAUGUGUAGAACUUGUAGUUGACGUGACCAUGAACAUUGUUUUUUUUUUUUUUUUUUGCUUUGCCUCUUUUUUUUUUUUUCAUCUUUUAAAGGAAGGAUAAAGUGAAUUUCUGUGAGCUGCCUCUUUUUUUCUCCUCUAUUAAGGUUUGGUUUUCACUUUUGUGAAAGAGAAAUAAAGGGUUUAAACUGGA